AUGGCGCUCAGCUGCGAAGCCGAGUGCUCCAAGACGGCACAGAGGCGAUCGCAUAGACCUCGAUCCUCCAAAGCUCGCAAGCUGAGAGCCACCUGGGCAUCCGCGUUGCUGCUAGUUACGGCCACUACCGGAGUCGAUGCCCUCUUCGGUAUCGGGGAGAAGCGCUUCAAGUACGAAGGGCUCAUCAAUGCGGGCAGUCUAGGCCUCGACAGCAUCGACGGCCAAAUAGCAGCCUGGGGCGAUUGGAAUGGGGAUCAAUUCGUAGACGCCAUCGUUGUCGACUCCGCCCGGCAGACCGCCAACAUACACACGUGGGACCGCACCAGCUUCUCUUUCAGUAGCAGCCCAGCGGCAUCCGUUCAGCUCGCAUCAGGCAACAAGAUCAGCAAUGUUGUUGCAGCUGAUGUCAAUUACGAUGGCAGGCUCGAUCUGCUCAUCAUGUCGCAGAGCACUUCUUCUUCCUCGAAGCAGCUCUCCAUGGACGUCUUUCUCGGCAAAGUAGACCUAAGCGGCUUCGAAUCAAUACCUCUCACUGCACCGUCAUCGACGUUAGCGCAACCCAUCACGUUUGAUGCUUCAGGCGAUAUGCAGAUGGACCUGCUCGGCAUCCCCUAUUCCGACACCGAUGCAACCGAGCUCAAGAUCUGGCGCAACCUUCUGGCCAACUCGUCCAACACGACAGCCGCCUUUGACAUCACAGUUGCUCCCCUCCUCGAUGCCACCAAAGCACCCGCAUGCAAGCUCGCCAACCCGCACAGCUCCGCCUUUGUCGAUCUCAACGGCGACUGCCUCGCCGACCUCUUCCUCGUCUGUUCCGAAGAGUCCCUCUUCAGCUCCAAACUCACCUACCAGAUCUGGACGGCUGUCAAGCCGGACGCGAAGGGCAACGGAUCGGGCUUCCAGCUGGCUUCCACCGGCGAGCUUCCACCCGGCACAGGAGCGCUCAGCUUCGGCGAUGUUGAUCGCGAUGGCACCAUCGACGUCAUCUUUCCGACGUGCGAUCGAGGUGGUGGGAACUGCUACAUCAAUGUUGCGUUCAACCAUCAGAUUCCACUCUGUUCGCCACGCAUCGAUGGUUUCUUUGGUGGUGGACCCGGCUAUGGGCCUCUGUCGUUGAACAAGAAAAGAGCGAAUACGACCCCUCGCCAAGCCAGUGCUUCUCCCGGCCUGCAGUGCAGAGAAGCAGAAGAUCUCUGCGUAGCCGACGACCACUUCCACCUCGACUUUAGCAUCAACAAAGACAAUGCCAAUCUGCUGCGCGUGCCUAUCGACAAACUGACGGGCGACAGCCGCAUCCUGCUCACCGACCCGCUCGCGCCCUCGUACCUCGCCCUGCCCAACGCGCUUCACCUCGGCGACUACAACAAGGACGGCUAUCCGGAUCUGCUCGUCGUCACCGUGCCCGACAAGCUCGCCUCGGGUGGCCGCAACAACGCGCAGGGGUCGGGCGAGACGCGCGUGCACAUCCUGCGCAACCUCGAGUGCCGUCGCGUGCCCAACAGCGAGAAGGCCGGUCUGGGUUGCUCGCCGGACCGACCCGAGGGGCGGACGUUCAUCAAGGUCACUGCCGGCGCCAACGCCCUCGAGACGCUGCGCGACGUGCGUAGUGCGAGCUGGCUCGACAUUGAUGAGGAUGGCACGCUGGACAUUCUGCUGCAGCGCACGCCCACUUCUUCGGAAGGCACCAAUUCCGCCCGACGCAUCACGUUCGUCCAGAACAACUACUUUCACGAUUCGUUCUUCCUCAAGGCCCUGACGCUCAACGGGGCCUGUCCGGGGAUGUGUGAGCCAGAUAAUGCACCGCGCUUCCAACCGUGGGGGACGAACUACGGUGGGGCGUCGUACAAGUUCACCGUUCUGGACCCGAACGGUGUUCGACGCGCCCAACAGGUUGGGCAGCUCCCGCAAACCGCCUAUCGCAGCCUCCUCACUCCGUACAGCUACUUUGGCUUGGGUAGGACGAACAACUACGUCGAGAGUCUGUUUGUCGGCUCGACGCGCCGGCAGGAGGAACAUUACCUGGCGCUCGAAGGCGUCAUUCCGAACAGUCAGGUGGUGAUCAACCCAUGGCAAGGCGGGAAGGGGAGUGAGAAGGAAGGCGGUGGACCGGGAACCUGGACCAAGCAGCUGUAUUUGCAUCCGGGAGACUGGAUCCCGUGGGUGACGGUGGUGCUCAUCACCACGAUCGUCGGGUUGGCCGUGGUGGUGAUUGUCCUGCAUGUCAAUGAGAGGAGGGAGGACGAGCGGGAGAGGAAACGCGCCGUUCACGCUAUCAACUUUGAUGCGUUGUAG
Messenger RNA from Kalmanozyma brasiliensis GHG001, 2292 nucleotides. RefSeq names its product FG-GAP repeat. Gene Ontology annotation, cellular component: plasma membrane. The transcript has a single exon. The coding region runs from base 1 to 2292 and encodes 763 amino acids. NCBI's taxonomy places the organism in Eukaryota, Fungi, Basidiomycota, Ustilaginomycetes, Ustilaginales. The record is from RefSeq and is a predicted model, not a curated record.